Dryobates pubescens (Downy woodpecker) is the source of this 4194-nucleotide messenger RNA. It is a transcript of the gene ATP2B2, whose product is annotated as ATPase plasma membrane Ca2+ transporting 2. NCBI's taxonomy places the organism in Eukaryota, Metazoa, Chordata, Aves, Piciformes, Picidae. The coding region runs from base 455 to 4078 and encodes 1207 amino acids. The record is from RefSeq and is a predicted model, not a curated record. Gene Ontology annotation, cellular component: postsynaptic density membrane; intracellular membrane-bounded organelle. Gene Ontology annotation, biological process: calcium ion transmembrane transport; regulation of cytosolic calcium ion concentration. The transcript has 23 exons. Gene Ontology annotation, molecular function: P-type calcium transporter activity; PDZ domain binding; ATP hydrolysis activity.
CUGUGGCAGCAGCGCCCGCUGCCUCCCCACCUGCCUGCCGGGGUGGUACAGUCUGCAGAGGGGCUCCUGUAAUGUAGCUCCGCUCAGCCAGCCCUGACAGAUGCCGAACCGUGAUUACUCCGCUGUGUAAUUGCAAUCAUUUUGGAUUUGUGAUGAUAUCUUAGCCAAGUCCAGAGGAAGAAAUGACCAUGUAGAUUCUACAGCUUGGGUGCAGCAUAAUGGGAAAUGGUGAAUGGAGUGGAGCUGGUCUGCAGCCUUGAAAGCAGCUGUUCUGUGGACCACUAGUCAGUCAGGGACACCUUGCAUGCCAGAGGCAUCCAACACGUCGCUCACCGGACACACACUGGAUUCUUUUUAAUUUCUUAGAUUGGAAUUCCAGAUUCCUUUCCUUCAAUUUUUAAACAAUUUUAAGAUUGUAUCAACUAUAACGAGUGGAGCAAUAUAAUCAGCAAAAAUGGGUGACAUGACAAAUAGUGAUUUUUAUUCCAAGAACCAAAGAAAUGAGGCCAACCAUGCAGGAGAGUUUGGGUGCACACUGCAAGAACUGCGCUCCCUCAUGGAACUCCGAGGAACAGAAGCAGUAGUAAAAAUUAAAGAGACCUAUGGGGAAACAGAGGGGCUCUGCAGACAUCUGAAGACAUCACCAACAGAAGGGUUAGCUGGCACUGCUGCAGACCUAGAAAAAAGAAAGCUUAUUUUUGGAAAAAAUUUUAUACCUCCAAAGAAGCCAAAAACAUUCAUACAGCUAGUCUGGGAAGCAUUGCAGGAUGUGACUCUUAUCAUCUUGGAAAUUGCAGCCAUCAUAUCUUUGGGGCUUUCGUUUUAUCAGCCGCCUGGAGAAGGGAAUGAAGGGUGUGGUACUGCAACAGGAGGAGCUGAAGAUGAAGGUGAGGCUGAAGCUGGCUGGAUUGAAGGUGCUGCCAUCCUACUUUCUGUUAUCUGUGUUGUACUUGUCACUGCCUUCAAUGACUGGAGCAAGGAGAAGCAGUUUCGUGGGCUUCAAAGUCGUAUUGAGCAGGAGCAGAAGUUUACUGUUGUCCGAGGUGGACAGGUUAUUCAAAUCCCAGUGGCAGAGAUAGUAGUUGGUGACAUUGCACAGGUGAAAUAUGGUGAUCUUCUACCUGCCGAUGGGAUCUUUAUUCAAGGAAAUGAUCUUAAAAUUGAUGAAAGCUCUUUGACUGGAGAGUCAGACCAAGUCCGCAAGUCUGUUGACAAAGACCCAAUGCUCCUGUCAGGUACUCACGUCAUGGAAGGCUCUGGAAGAAUGCUUGUAACCGCUGUGGGUGUGAAUUCUCAGACGGGCAUCAUCUUUACUCUGCUAGGUGCUGGAGGAGAAGAAGAAGAAAAGAAAGAUAAGAAAGAUUCUUCCCAUCCCUCCUCCCACCCUCCUUCAGCUACAGAUGGUGCAACAGGUGCAAAUGCCACUGAUAGUGCAAAUGCCAGCUUAGUCAAUGGCAAAAUGCAGGAUGGGAAUAUGGAGAACAGCCAGAACAAAGCCAAGCAGCAGGAUGGGGCUGCUGCCAUGGAGAUGCAGCCGCUGAAGAGUGCAGAAGGGGGAGAGGGAGAUGACAAAGACAAGAAGAAAUCCAACAUGCACAAGAAAGAAAAAUCUGUUCUUCAGGGGAAGCUGACCAAGCUGGCAGUCCAGAUAGGCAAAGCAGGUUUGGUGAUGUCUGCCAUCACUGUAAUCAUUUUGGUACUAUAUUUUGCCAUUGACACAUUUGUGGUCAACAAGAAACCGUGGUUGCCUGAGUGCACUCCUGUCUAUGUUCAGUAUUUUGUUAAAUUCUUCAUUAUUGGUGUUACUGUACUUGUGGUUGCUGUUCCUGAGGGACUUCCACUUGCUGUCACUAUUUCUCUGGCUUAUUCUGUAAAGAAAAUGAUGAAGGAUAACAAUCUGGUCCGCCACUUAGAUGCUUGUGAAACUAUGGGUAAUGCUACAGCCAUCUGCUCCGACAAAACAGGGACACUAACAACCAACCGGAUGACGGUCGUCCAAGCCUAUGUUGGUGACGUCCACUACAAAGAGAUCCCUGACCCAGAUUCCGUACCCGCCAAAACCCUGGAACUGCUGGUUAAUGCAAUUGCUAUCAACAGUGCUUAUACUACAAAAAUUCUGCCACCAGAAAAAGAGGGUGGUCUGCCUCGCCAGGUGGGCAAUAAGACGGAGUGUGGCCUCUUGGGAUUUGUCCUGGAUUUGAAGCAGGAUUAUGAGCCUGUGCGGAACCUCAUCCCCGAGGAGAAGCUCUAUAAAGUUUACACCUUCAACUCUGUGAGAAAGUCAAUGAGUACGGUCAUUAAAAUGCCAGAUGGUAGCUUCCGGAUGUACAGCAAAGGAGCUUCGGAAAUUGUUCUGAAGAAGUGUUCUAGGAUCCUUAAUUCAGCUGGUGAACCUCGUAUCUUCAGACCACGGGACCGAGAUGAAAUGGUGAAGAAAGUGAUUGAACCUAUGGCUUGUGAUGGACUGAGAACCAUCUGUGUUGCUUUCCGAGACUUUAACAGCAGCCCAGAGCCUGACUGGGACAAUGAGAAUGACAUUUUAUCUGACCUGACUUGCAUUUGUGUUGUUGGCAUUGAAGACCCAGUAAGGCCAGAGGUCCCAGAAGCCAUAAGAAAGUGCCAGCGAGCUGGAAUUACAGUCCGCAUGGUCACUGGAGACAACAUCAACACAGCACGUGCCAUCGCCAUAAAAUGUGGAAUCAUUCAUCCGGGAGAAGACUUUCUCUGCCUUGAGGGGAAAGAGUUUAACAGGAGGAUCCGGAACGAGAAGGGAGAGAUUGAGCAAGAGCGGAUUGACAAAAUCUGGCCAAAGCUUCGAGUGCUUGCUCGCUCGUCUCCCACGGACAAACACACUCUGGUGAAAGGUAUUAUUGACAGCACACAGGUGGAACAGAGACAGGUUGUAGCUGUGACUGGUGAUGGAACCAAUGAUGGACCAGCACUUAAAAAAGCUGACGUUGGCUUUGCAAUGGGAAUUGCUGGAACAGAUGUUGCAAAGGAAGCCUCAGAUAUCAUCCUAACAGACGACAAUUUCAGUAGCAUUGUGAAGGCUGUGAUGUGGGGACGCAAUGUCUAUGACAGUAUCUCCAAGUUCCUGCAGUUCCAGCUCACCGUUAACAUUGUGGCUGUGAUCGUGGCUUUCACCGGAGCUUGCAUUACCCAGGACUCUCCUCUAAAAGCCGUACAGAUGUUGUGGGUCAAUCUAAUCAUGGACACCUUUGCCUCACUUGCUCUGGCCACUGAACCUCCAACAGAGGCUCUCUUGCUCAGAAAGCCAUAUGGCAGGAACAAACCACUUAUAUCUCGCACCAUGAUGAAGAACAUUCUGGGCCAUGCUGUUUAUCAGCUUACUCUCAUAUUUACACUUCUUUUUGUUGGUGAGAAAAUGUUUAAGAUUGACAGCGGGAGGAACGCACCGCUUCACUCUCCUCCUUCAGAGCAUUACACCAUCAUCUUCAACACCUUUGUGAUGAUGCAGCUUUUCAAUGAGAUCAAUGCACGGAAAAUCCAUGGCGAAAGAAAUGUGUUCGAUGGCAUCUUCAGAAACCCCAUAUUUUGCACUAUUGUACUGGGUACAUUUGCUAUUCAGAUAGUAAUUGUUCAGUUUGGAGGAAAACCAUUUAGCUGUUCUCCCCUGCAGCUUGACCAGUGGAUGUGGUGUGUAUUUAUUGGAUUAGGAGAGCUUGUAUGGGGUCAGGUCAUUGCAACCAUCCCAACAAGUAGGCUAAAGUUUUUAAAGGAGGCAGGGAGGCUCACUGAGAAGGAGGAAGUUCCUGAAGAGGAACUCAAUGAAGAUGUUGAGGAAAUCGAUCAUGCAGAGAGAGAACUUCGACGUGGACAAAUUCUCUGGUUCAGAGGGCUCAACAGAAUUCAAACCCAGAUCGAAGUAGUCAAUACUUUCAAGAGUGGCACUUCCUUUCAGGGGGCUCUAAGGAGACAGUCCUCCGUCACAAGCCAGACCCAGGAUGUAACCAAUAUUUCUAGCCCUAGUCACGUAUCGUUAUCCAAUGCUCUUUCCUCUCCUACCAGCACAUCUGCUGCUGCGGCUGGGCAUCCGCGUCGUGAAGGCAUUCCGUAGCUCUCUCUAUGAAGGUUUAGAAAAACCAGAAUCUAGAACCUCUAUUCACAACUUUAUGACUCAUCCUGAAUUUAGGAUAGAAGAUUCCCAGCCCCACAUCCCACUGAUUGAUGACA